Messenger RNA from Schistosoma rodhaini, 1638 nucleotides. The record is from the annotation of a GenBank genome assembly. Lineage: Eukaryota; Metazoa; Platyhelminthes; Trematoda; Strigeidida; Schistosomatidae.
AUGAUAAAUCACACUAGUCUACAUAUCAUCACACCCAGUGCAACAACACCAACAAUUUGGAAAAUGAAACAGUCACUCACACUCGUCUUCUUAGUAGCCAUUGGUUACGCCACCGCCCACACCACAUCACGUGACUAUUCGGGUGGGUACGGUGGCGGUUGCUAUGGUAGCGAUUGUGAUAGCGGUUAUGGCGAUAGUGGAUAUGGUGGAGGCUGUACUGGCAGUGAAUGUGGCGGUGGCUAUGGUGGUGGCUAUGGUGGCGGCUAUGGUGGAGGUUGCAGUGGUGGAGAUUGUGGUAAUUACGGUGGUGGCUAUGGUGGUGAUUGCAAUGGUGGAGAUUGUGGUAAUUACGGUGGUGGCUAUGGUGGUGGUUGCAGUGGUGGCAAUUGUGGAGGUGGCUACGAUGAUGCCUUCCCUGCUCCCUAUGGCGGUGAUUAUGGUAACGGUGGCAACGGCUAUGGAAAAGGUGGUAGUAAAGGCAACAAUUAUGGAAAGGUUUAUGGAGGUGGUAGCGGUAAGGGUAAGGGUGGUGGCAAAGGUGGCAAAGGCGGCAAAGGUGGCGCUUACAAACCCAACCAUUAUGGAAGCAGUUACUGAGGCACCAGUUGAGUUGUGGAUGAUUCUAAUUUGUUUGUGUCACACUCUCCACUGUCCUAUUUUUUUUACACACCUCUCAAUUCAACUCACUGUAAUAUAGUCGUGUUUGAAUUCGAGAUGAAUAAAACCUAUUCAUUCUAAAUAGUGUUUUCCAUAUACGUUUUGUAUUGUGUGAUGAACGGACGUUAGUUUCUGUGAUGUUUCGAAGUAUUGAGAAGUACGUUGUGUUAGUAGACAAGUGAGUGCCAUGCCUCACUGUCGUGACCUCAUAAGUAAAGGAAAAUGUACAUAUCAAUUUACUGAAUAGUGCGAUUUGCGUUAGUUUGGAUUAUCAGGUUGUUGGUAUUUUAGGCUGUAAUUUGACCAGUCUUGGUUGACACAUAUACAUUGUGUGAGGAUUGCCUCGAUAUAGCCAUUAUGACACAAACUAAUAUAGGAUAGGUGAAAUGUGACUAGUAGUGGAAUUCAGGACACGCAUUUCGUUCAACUUAGGACUCGUCAGUUUGGUGGAGGCAAUCUACACAAGAUAACCAUAUACCGACCAAGACUGAUCAAAUUUCAACCAAAAUAUCAACAACAGGAUAAUCCGAACCAUUUCAAAUCGAAUUUAAUCUCACACGGUUGCAUAGGUGAGUGGAAUUGUUGACUUAAUAACUGAGUGGUUGAUGUCUUAAGCGAACGGUAAGAGGUUUGACCUGCGGAUGAACAUCAAUUCUGGAAUGAAGCUACAUUCAGCCGAUGUCCAUCCUACAUUCCAUUGUUAGUCAUUCUCCAUCUACUCCACUUCACCCGACCGUCUAGAUUGUUUAUCAGCAGAUGUGUUCAUGGCAUAUACUGUAAAUGUGGCUGAAGACCUAGUCGAAUUCGUGUUCCUUUAUAAGAGAUACGUGGAUGGUAUCAUAAUUAUCUGUGAAUGAGAGGACGAUAUCAAUUGUUUAUUGAAUAAACUGAACUUUCAUCAAAACUGCAUCAGUCUUUUAUGCGAAGAGGAGAAGAACGACCAGCUUCCUUUCUCAGAUAUACUUAUAAGUAGACGAGAAG